This is a messenger RNA of Clarias gariepinus (North African catfish), 1460 nucleotides long. RefSeq names its product excision repair cross-complementation group 1 (gene ercc1). The coding region runs from base 92 to 1159 and encodes 355 amino acids. Gene Ontology annotation, molecular function: single-stranded DNA binding; damaged DNA binding. The record is from RefSeq and is a predicted model, not a curated record. Gene Ontology annotation, cellular component: nucleus; ERCC4-ERCC1 complex; nucleotide-excision repair factor 1 complex. NCBI's taxonomy places the organism in Eukaryota, Metazoa, Chordata, Actinopteri, Siluriformes, Clariidae. Gene Ontology annotation, biological process: nucleotide-excision repair; meiotic mismatch repair; mitotic recombination. The transcript has 9 exons.
UGCCAUCGAUGUUUCUGUAUUCGGCACUAAGCCUGGGCUGGAAAUUUACCGCCGGUGUUGUUUGUAGUUACCUGUUUUAGGAGCGGUGGGAAUGGAAAACAAGAAAUUUAAAAUUAAUCUGGACGAUUCUGCGUUAGACAGAGAAAGAAGUCCGGUGGCCUCCCUUUUCAAGCCCUCUUCCAGAAAAGACAGUGCAGACGUUUUGACUACCCACAAUGCACAAAAAGAUGGCGGCCAGCCACUGUCUUAUGCUGAGUUUGUUGUUCAAAGCAAAAACAAAGCUAAUGAGCGAUCUGGUCAUGGACCACAAACCGGAGAUGUUAGACCUGCGGGGCAGCGAUCCGAUGAAUGUAGAUUGAUCGCAGCACCAUCCACAGAUGCUGCGAGAGAGAUGGAAAGACAGAGUUUGGAACCAACUAUAUCUGGAUCAGAGACUUCUGCAGUUCCAGGAAGACGCGAGGAGAAUCUGGUACAGGGGCAGAAAAUGGACGAAGGUCAAAGCACAGAGGAACGCACUUUGCUGGCACCGGCCGUAGGGUCCGGCAACAGCAUUAUUGUCAGCCCAAGACAGAGAGGAAACCCUAUAUUAAAGUUUGUCCGGAGUGUUCCAUGGGAGUUUGCAGAAGUGGUACCAGACUAUAUCUUAGGUCGAACCACAUGUGCACUCUUUCUCAGUGUGCGCUACCAUUCACUGAACCCAAACUACAUCCAUGAGCGGCUAAAACAGCUGGGUCAAGCGUUCACACUCCGAGUGCUGCUUGUGCAAGUUGAUGUGAAAGAUCCUCAUCAUGCUCUGAAGGAACUUGCUCGGAUCUGCAUCAUGGCUGACUGCACACUUAUCUUGGCCUGGAGCCCUGAGGAAGCUGGUCGUUACUUGGAGACGUACAAAUCUUACGAGAAAAAGCCAGCAGAUCUGCUUAAAGAACAAGUCGAGAAAGAUUACCUAUCUAAGGUUACUGAUUGUCUGACCACAGUGAAGUCCAUAAACAAAACUGAUGCUAUCACACUGCUGUCCACAUUUUCAUCUUUGGGUGGCAUCAUUAGUGCAUCAAAGGAGGAGCUGGAAUUGUGUCCAGGACUUGGACCACAAAAGGCAAGAAGGCUGUACGAUGUGCUUCACCAGCCCUUUCUAAAGUCAAAAAAGAAAGAAACCACAUGAUAAUUGAACUCCGAAAAUGUCAGGAAACAAUCUAAUAUUCCCCCCCAACAAAACAGCCUCCCAUGUUUAUGUGCACAUCACAAGCCCAUAAAAAUAGCAUACUCAUGCUAACAACAGUGACUGUCUGAGUGCUGAGGAUGGAGGGAUAUGAGCGGUCUGAAGAUCAGAACUUCUCUGGAUGAUAAAAAGAAGAUUCUAAGGAUAUCCUGUUUGUAUGACCAUAACUAUUUAUUUUAUUUUUAAAAGUACUCAACUGUCAAAAGAUGUAUUUCUGUGCAUUCUUACAAUAAAAAUAUAUUUU